Messenger RNA from Coregonus clupeaformis (lake whitefish), 3401 nucleotides. RefSeq names its product interleukin 12 receptor, beta 2a (gene il12rb2). The record is from RefSeq and is a predicted model, not a curated record. The coding region runs from base 99 to 2651 and encodes 850 amino acids. Gene Ontology annotation, cellular component: external side of plasma membrane; signaling receptor complex. Gene Ontology annotation, molecular function: cytokine receptor activity; cytokine binding. Gene Ontology annotation, biological process: cytokine-mediated signaling pathway. The transcript is spliced from 16 exons. NCBI's taxonomy places the organism in Eukaryota, Metazoa, Chordata, Actinopteri, Salmoniformes, Salmonidae.
CUGACACACACUGCACUGGACUAAGAAGACACUCAGAAAUGUCAAAUUAGUUGAGACUGAAAGACCCCACGGACCUUUAGCUAUGAUACACAAACGGAAUGCAACUCACCACUGAUAGUGAACAACCCAGAGGACCAAUGGCUUAUUCACCCCAUGGUUGGUGGUCUAUCCUCAUUGGCAUCACUUUCCUGUGUGCCAUAGGGUCCAGUAGAGCUGAUAAGCCGUGUACUGCAUCAUCCAGCAUUGGGGACCUGGUCCUUCUGGGCUCCAGCUUCCAGGUGUUCUGUACCUAUCAGGCCAGCUGUGGAGCUUCCAAAUCAAUGCACAUAGACAAGAAGAAAACACAUCAAAUGCAGCCCUACAACUCUACAACUAUAUUCCUUAAUGUGACAAACAUAAGUAAAAACACAACGUACACCUGCUUGUGUGAAGGAGAACCUGAGCCUUGUGGACUCGACAUUGAUACUGGAUACCCACCUGACCUGCCAGAAAAUGUAACCUGCAUCCAGAAAGGAGAAUUUGGAGAGGUGAUGUGUCAAUGGAGGAGAGGAAGGGAAACUCACCUGACAACCACUUCAAAGCUCUGGGUGAGAGCUGUGUUUGGUAACAGCACAGCAGGAUCUGUAUCCUACCCUGGUUCUGGUUCCAGGUCUGAUCCUGGUCUAGUCUCAGCUCAUUUCUCUGUGUCUGGUUCUGUCCAGACUAAGUACUCCGUGUGGGCCAGCUCCUCUAACAAGCUGGGCUCUGCUGUGUCCACCACCCUCAACUUCACACUCAACCACAUUGUGCAGCCCAGGCCCCCUGCUGUGUCCCAGGUAGAGUGCUGGUCGCGGGGCUGUGAGGUCAGGGUGGAGGAGGCUCAGGGAGCUCAGCUCCUGGAGGUCCAGCAGAGAGCAGCCCAGGGACCAGGACCAUGGAUAUCACACCCAUACACUGCAGGUUCAGUGAGGAACCAGUCCAUUGUGUCUCUGCAGCCCUACACAGAGUAUGAGUUCCAGGCCAGGGUCAGACUGAGCCAUGAGAGAGGCAUCUGGAGUGACUGGAGCCCACCCCUCUCUAACCAGACACAGGAGGAGGCACCUGCCAAGGCCCUGGAUGUGUGGUACACAACCUCCAACUCUCCCAACAACUCCAUCACUUUACACUGGAAGAGGCUGAGUGACACAGAGGCCAGAGGGAGUAUCAAGGGUUACAAGGUCAUAGUACACGACACCCUGGCUGGGAAAUCUGAGGGCACCACCUCCAGUAAUAAUAUUUCAGUCCUGUCCUGCUCUCGCUGUGAUAUCACUGUCUACGCCCUGAACUCCAGAGGUUCCUCACCCCCUGCCCUUGUCACCAUUCCGCUCAGAGCAGCCAAGCCCCCUCAGUGCGUGACUUGUAGAAAUCACAGUAACCACAGCGUCACCAUCUCCUGGCAGAGGCCUGUAACUGCAGGAGCAGCCAGUGGGACAGGGUAUGGGCCAGUAAUUGGCUACCUGGUGGAAUGGUUCCCUGUAGGCAGACAGGUGGAGGAGCUCAGGUGGAAGAGACUGGGUCCUAAUGAAACCCAUACUGUCAUUAGAGAUAACAUUAAGCCGCUAAAGUGCUAUGAGGGAGCAGUUUAUGCUCUGUAUGAGCAGGCAGUGGGCAGGGCCCAGUUUGAAGACUUCCACACCUGGGAAUCAGUGCCGUCUGCGGGUCCGUCUGUCUAUCAGCCGGUGGUGGAGGGGGACAGAGUGACAGUGUCCUGGUCAGAGGUCCCUCAGGGAGACAGGAGGGGCUGUGUCAUCAACUACACCAUCUAUGUGGAAAACUCAGAGGGAAAAGAUGUCGGAAACUACGUCUGCAGAGCAUCAGAGAGGUCCUUCACCAUCAGGGGCCUGCCCUCAGCAGAGUACCGUCUAUGGAUGACCGCAUCGACCGCCUCAGGACAGAGCCCCAAAACCAGACAAUCUGUCCACUUUUUCAUCAAACCUCAAAACAGCUGGCUGUAUACCAUGGUCCUGGUAGGGAUCACCUCCUUCCUGGUGUUCUUCCUGGUGUUCUUUGUCCUGCUGUGUCUGUACCAGGUCUCCUCGUUACGACAACGAGUCUCAACACUCGUCCACUGCCUCAUGCCAGAUAUCGUUCCUGAUCCGGCCAACAGCAAAUGGGCAAAGGAGUGUGCCAAAGAGAAGGGUGAGUUGACCCUACACCUCUACCUCAGUGAGUCCAGUGUCAGUGAAGAGGAGGAGCCAGACACUGUGGAGGUCCAGGAGCUGCCUGAGGGCAGCUGGAUCUCAGGGAACCCAGCACAGCGCACUGACAGCUCCAGAACUCUAGAGGGUGCCAUUCACCCCUCCUCACAAGUCCUCUUCAUGCCCCAGCAGAUCCCCGCGACAGACCCAUCAACAACAGCCUACUUCCAGAGCUCCUACCUCAAGAGCUUCUCCCAGGAGUCAGGCUCCUCAGGACAGACACAGGACUCCCAGGGAACAGAUAUGACUGUAGAAUACAUCUCAACACACGUCCUGGGGAGCAGAGAGGAGAAGGAAGAGGAAGGUCUGGAUGUGAUGGGAUUCUUCCCCUGUCCACAGAACCCCCUGAGCCCGUUCAUGAACCCUUUGGUGUCGUUCGGAGGGAAGCUGACUCUGGAUGCAGUCAGGAUCGACUGCAGUGAGUUCUUAGACUGAGGGGAUAGACAGACAGCCAUAUAAAAUAAACCCAGGAGCAUGUUGUGUAAAGACCCUGGAUUUGGUGAGUGCAUUGCAAGCACAUCCAAGUGCUAAAUUGAGAUAGCUUGCUUUGGGACCUGCCAGAAGGUUUGAACUUCAAUGCCGACCUCUGAAGUCUUAUUCUAGUUCAGUUAAUCAGACCUGAAGAUGUGCUUCUAUGAACACUGAAUUACAUGACUGGAACUUUUCCAGACUUUUCCAAGAAAAUGAAAGUAUCAUAAUCUUGAUUGAAAGUACACUUCAGUCCAGGAAAAUGUUUUAUGUGGGUCUUUGAAAUCAGACCUAAAUGUUUUAAUUUCAGUGUAUCAUGACUAUGAUUCUCACUAACUAAUCAUUAUAAACAGUUAUAUUGCAUUACAGUACAAUAGUACACUAUCUAUCAGAGAGGGGAAACUACAAUCCUCGGGGGCCGGAGUGGUGUAACACUUUUUCACCAUAGCAAACACAGGUGAUUACACUAAUUGCAUUCUAAACUGAAGAUUAUGAUUAGUUUAUUAUUGGAGUCAGGUGUUAGCUGGGGCUGGGGCAAAUGUGUGACAUCAGUCAGGCCCCCGAGGACUGGAGUUGCCCAUCCUAGAUCUCUGUCUUGGAUAACACAAAAGGUCAAUACAAUACAACUCACAUUUCCCCCAGUUUACAGGGACUGUAAGCAAUGAGCCUUUCUGAAAUAAACCAUGAGUGUUAUGUAAAAUGCACUAUGCGUUCAUA